Molecule: messenger RNA, 3549 nt
Organism: Pseudogymnoascus verrucosus
Lineage: Eukaryota; Fungi; Ascomycota; Leotiomycetes; Thelebolales; Thelebolaceae
Gene: MSH5
Product: mutS protein 5
Exons: 5
Coding region: 344-3346 (1000 amino acids)
Biological process (GO): chiasma assembly; mismatch repair
Cellular component (GO): nucleus
Molecular function (GO): mismatched DNA binding; ATP-dependent DNA damage sensor activity; ATP binding
Source: RefSeq, a predicted model, not a curated record
AAAAAAUUCAAGUAUGUCAUACAUUCAUGGAGCGUCGAAGAAUAGAUUGGUUCCCUUUUCUCAUUGGAAUCUUGUGAUAAAUCGUAGGUGUAAGUUGCGCCUAUAUUAUUUAUUCAGGUCAUUCCAAAAUCAAUUCUUAUGGGUGCUGUGGUUUCUUCUACUCUUUAUAUUAUCCGCCGAGUAGCACUGUGUGAGAGAGUCGACUCUCCAGGCCGAGGCAGAGGAGUGAUGCUCGCCAAUUCCCAACCUCAGUCACCAACGACCGUUUGUCCACACUGCUGUCUCUUGAGUCCAAAAGAAAUAUUGAACUUUCAAUAACCACGGAAUGCACAAAUAAGUAGCAAUGUCCUCCAAGCGUCAGAAAACCAGCUCACAGUCGAGCUCGACUGCCUGGUUUUCAGGCCAUGGGUCCAAGUUCGCCCCCAGAGGCAACACCCAUACCUCAGAAACCGCUUCAUCUCCUGGGUUUCAAACCCCAAUAGGUCGAAGGACCAUUGCUAGGAGCCAAUCCGCAAAUGCUCGAUUUUCCAGGCAAGGCUCCGUGCUGCGAACUUCCCUUUCCCCCUCGUCACCCACUUUGCCACAAAAACGGACCUCCUUCGGAUUGCCGCGGUCUCAUGCAAACAGCGGCGGCUCCUCAUCCCUCUCACGCAUCAGUAAUCAUAUUGCUGAAAUCGAGAGCGAGGCAGAAGUCCAGGAUCGCGAGGAUUCCGAUGCGUUGAACGAGAUCAUAAUGGCAAUCGACAUGAGAGAUCGGGGUACGCUGGGGUGCGCAUAUUACAUUGCAAGAGAGGAAAAGUUGUUCCUUAUGGAGGAUAUAAAACUGUCUGGCCUGGAUAUUGUUGAUACUCUGAAGCUACAUGCUUCGCCAACUGUUGUUCUCAUCAGUACCAAGUCGGACGACGCACUUGAAGACCAUCUCAUGAAAGAGGCCAAGGAUGCAAGCCGCGGUGAUACUCCUGAUGCACUUUUUGGUGCAUAUGUUCUCGAUUCAAGACCGUCAGCUGAGUUUCAGUAUGAACCUGCGAAGAGCAAACUGGUGAACUACGACCUCAGCGGUAGCAAUGAUCCACGCAUGCAGUUCUCCACACCCGGUGAUGAGCUUAUGGGAAACAUGGGAUAUAUGCAAGACCCUGAAGAAUAUGAAGCUGCAGGUCAUCAAGGACGACUUCUCAGACUUGCCGGGUGCAUUGAUCUUGAGAGCCGUGUUUCGAUUGGGUGUGCGGGUGCAGUCCUGAGCUAUCUUGCCAGACGCAGAACGACUGAAUAUUUGCCAUGGGAUCAAGAAGCCCUCGUAGCAUUUAAUGUCAACACGAUCGAGAUGUUUAGCCUGGCAGACUUGAUGUUUAUCAAUACCGACACGCUUAACUCGCUACAGAUUCUCCAGUCUGAAUUUCACCCAAACACACAUAUGCAGGGGCCUACCAAAUCCAACUCAGGGGUCAAAGAAAGCUUAUCUGUGUAUGGUCUCUUCCGCCAACUGGCUCACACCCCCCAAGGCAAACACAAGCUCCGACAAGCUUUCCUCAGACCAAGCUUAGAUUUGGAUUUGAUACAGGAACGCCACAAUACUAUUGCUAUCCUUCUCAGACCUGGCAAUGCGGAGGCUUUAAAUGUCAUUAUCCAGAGCCUCAAACGAAUCAAGAAUAUUCGUACCGUGCUGAUUCAUCUCACGAAAGGGGUCAGUGCACCAGCCAGCAAAGGCGGAGCAAUAAAGCAGGGCAUAUGGGGAAGCCUGCAGCAAUUCACCUUCCAUUCGUUGAAGGUUGUAGAUGCAAUUCGAAGCAUUGAAGAUGGGGAUAAGCUGGCGAUUGUAGGCAAGGUUCUGAAAGAAUUGCAGCCAGCCGAGCUACAUGUGGUUGGUGAGCUCAUUACCCAAACUGUGGACUUUACAGAAUCCGAUAUACAUCAUCGCACCAUCGUUAUGCAAGGCGUGGAUCCAGACCUUGACAGCCUAAAGAGGACAUACGAUGGUCUCGAAGACUUCUUGAGUCAAGUGGCAGCAAAAUUGGCGGCUGAGUUGCCUGAAUGGGCUACUAAGUAUGUCCAAAACUGCAUAUUCUUUCCCCAACUGGGAUUUCUCACUGUGGUUACUCUCGAUCCUGAGACUGGAAAGGGUAACUACGAAGGCCAGGGGCUGGAUGACGACGUCUGGAAUCUAUCAUUCUGCACUGAGGAUAUGGGAUACUACAAGAACCGCCAAAUGAAAGAGCUAGACAAUCAUUUUGGUGACAUGUAUGGCAUGAUUUGUGACAGGGAGAUUGAGAUUAUUCAUGAACUUGCAGUAGGAGUACUUAAACAUGAGAAGGUUCUCAAAGACACAUCGGACAUCAUAGGAGAUCUCGACUGUCUCGUUGCCCUCGCACAAGGAGCCCGAAAGCACAACCUUCUGCCCCCACAGAUGACAAACGACAAUGUAAUAGAUAUUACUGGUGGCCGGCAUCUUUUGCAAGAGCUGACAGUACCCUCGUAUGUUGCCAAUGAUGUUUUUAUCCAGGGAGGCAGUGGCAAAGAAGAUGACGAGGAAGUGAUAACUGCAAAUGAUGACCAGCCAAAGGGCCCGAGCCUCUUAUUGAUGACCGGGCCAAACUACUCCGGCAAAAGCGUAUAUCUCAAGCAAAUCGCGCUCAUCGUUUAUAUGGCGCAUAUUGGAAGCUUCGUCCCAGCAGACAGCGCCACCAUUGGCUUGACUGACAAAAUAUUAACCCGAAUUGCCACGCGCGAAAGCAUUUCCCGCGCCCAGAGCGCUUUUAUGAUCGACCUGCAGCAGAUUGCACUGGCUACCACAUUGGCCACAUACCGCAGUCUCAUUGUUAUCGACGAGUUUGGGAAAGGAACGAACUCUUCCGACGGAGCGGGCCUAGCCUGUGGUGUCUUCGAAUACUUCCUCAGUCUAGGGGCUAACCGACCCAAAGUCAUCGGUGCCACACACUUCCACGAGAUAUUCGCAAGUGGUGCACUACAGGAUCGCCCAGAGCUGGAGUUUGGACACAUGGAAGUGCGUGUCGACGCAGAUAGCGAGAGCGUUGAGGACCAGGUCACGUAUUUGUACAACUACAAAUCCGGCAAGAGCAUGUCAAGCUUUGGGACUUGCUGCGCUGCGAUGAAUGGGGUCGAUCCUGCGAUUGUUGAGAGGGCGGAAGAACUUAUUAUUCUCUCGAGCAAGGGGGAAGAUCUGGUAGCUGCGUGUGCAAAGAUUUCACAGGAAGAGGCGGCGAGUUUGGAGGAGGCGGAGCAGAUGGCGAGGAGAUUUUUGGCGCAAGAUAUGCAUUAUCAGAACGGGAAAGGGGGCAUGAUGGCUUCUGGUGUUAAGGAAGUGCUUCAUGGCAUAUUGGCGAGAGCUUGAAUUCAAGUUCCGUAUUAUUGAUAAUCUGCACAUCUCUUUGCUAUAUCGCUAACACACGAACUAUUUUUCAACCUGCUCGGGCUAGCUAGCUGUCACAAUUAAGAAGUUUUAUGACGCAUUUGCUUUCUCAAACGCUGUACCUUAUUCACCAAAUGCAAUGGUAAUUAGCAUUAAUUGGAACAGUUGGCAAAUAUUAAUCCCAG